CAUUUGACUGUUAUUGUCAAAAUCGUGUAUAGCUCAACCAGUUGAAAAAUGGCCAUCUGGAGCUCGAUUUUACGUUCUCCGCAAAUUUGUACUGCGAUUGUCCGCAGCCCGGCACUGUGCAAUGCUAGUAAAAAUGCACUGAUGCAGUACCGCGCUAUGUCCGGUGGCCAUGGACCGAGAAUGUUUACCAUCACACCCUCACGAUUCCAGUGGCACAAGUUUAAGGAUCUGUUUCAUUUCUACGUAAUGGUUGGUGCGAUCCCGGUUCUCGCGAUAGUGUUCUAUACAAACGUCUUCAUUGGACCAGCUCAGCUGACUGAAAUUCCGGAAGGAUACGAGCCAAAACACUGGGAAUACCACAAACAUCCGAUCUCACGUUUUAUCGCGCGCUACAUAAUGAACAAUCCGCAGCAGGAUUAUGAAAAGAUGCUGCACUUUUUGCACGAGGAAGGUGAGAAAGCUGAGAUGCUGGCGCUGGAGAAGAAGAUUCGUGAGAAGAUGGCUGAGAGACAAGACUAUCAGUCGUACUAUUAUCGUCCUGCCAUCGGCAAAUACCAUCGGGUGGCGAAGGAAGCAGCAGAUCACAUCGACUCGCUGCGUGGUGAUAAUUAAGCGGUGGGAAUGUAUCGAAGCAAUGUAGAUUCAUUAUUCAAUAAACGUUUUCCUAAAUGAAA
Molecule: messenger RNA, 674 nt
Organism: Toxorhynchites rutilus septentrionalis
Lineage: Eukaryota; Metazoa; Arthropoda; Insecta; Diptera; Culicidae
Gene: ND-SGDH
Product: NADH dehydrogenase [ubiquinone] 1 beta subcomplex subunit 5, mitochondrial
Exons: 2
Coding region: 49-612 (187 amino acids)
Source: RefSeq, a predicted model, not a curated record